CAGCAAUGAAUGCCCACUCCAAGGAGAUGGUGCCCCUCAUGGGCAGAAGAACCACUGCACCCAGCGGGAACUCCGUUGUGCUGACAGAGAAGAGGCCGGCAGAUCUCACCCCCACCAAGAAGAAUGCACACUUCUUCCUGGAGAUAGAAGGUUUUGACCCCAACCCCACAGUCAUCAAGACCUCUCCUCCCAUCUUCUCCAAGCCAAUGGAUUCCAAUAUCCGGCAGUGCCACUCCGGCAAUUGUGAUGACAUGGACUCCCCUCAGUCUCCUCAGGAUGAUGUGACAGAGACCCCAUCCAAUCCCAACAGCCCAAGUGCAAACCUGGCCAAAGAAGAACAGAGGCAGAAGAAGAAGCGGCUGAAGAAGCGCAUCUUCGCAGCUGUGUCUGAGGGCUGCGUGGAGGAGCUGUGGGAACUUCUGCAGGAGCUGCAAGAGCUUUGCAAGCGGCGCCGCGGCCUGGAUGUGCCUGACUUCCUCAUGCACAAGCUGACAGCCUCAGACACCGGGAAGACCUGCCUGAUGAAAGCUUUGCUCAACAUCAACCCCAACACCAAAGAGAUCGUGCGGAUUCUGCUUGCCUUUGCCGAGGAGAACGACAUCCUGGACAGGUUCAUCAAUGCCGAGUACACGGAAGAGGCCUAUGAAGGACAGACUGCACUGAACAUCGCCAUCGAGCGGCGCCAGGGAGACAUCACAGCGGUGCUCAUAGCAGCGGGCGCUGACGUCAAUGCGCAUGCCAAGGGUGUCUUCUUCAACCCCAAAUACCAGCACGAAGGCUUCUAUUUCGGUGAGACACCCCUGGCCUUGGCAGCAUGUACCAACCAGCCUGAGAUUGUGCAGCUGCUGAUGGAGAAUGAGCAGACGGACAUCACCUCCCAGGACUCUCGGGGAAACAAUAUCCUGCACGCGCUGGUGACAGUGGCUGAGGACUUCAAGACCCAGAAUGACUUUGUUAAGCGCAUGUAUGAUAUGAUCCUGCUGAGGAGUGGCAACUGGGAGCUGGAGACCACGCGCAACAAUGAUGGACUCACGCCACUGCAGCUGGCUGCCAAGAUGGGCAAGGCUGAGAUCCUGAAGUACAUCCUCAGUCGUGAGAUCAAGGAGAAGCCUCUCCGGAGCCUGUCCAGGAAGUUCACGGACUGGGCGUAUGGGCCUGUGUCAUCCUCGCUCUAUGACCUCACCAACGUAGACACCACGACAGAUAACUCGGUGCUGGAGAUCAUUGUGUACAACACCAACAUUGACAACCGGCAUGAGAUGCUGACCCUGGAGCCCCUGCACACGCUGCUGCAUAUGAAGUGGAAGAAAUUUGCCAAGUACAUGUUCUUCUUAUCCUUCUGCUUCUAUUUCUUCUACAACAUCACCUUGACCCUCGUCUCUUACUACCGACCCCGGGAUGAUGAGGACCUCCCACACCCCUUGGCCCUGGAACACAAGAUGAGUUGGCUGCAACUGCUAGGGAGGAUGUUUGUUCUGAUCUGGGCCACGUGCAUCUCUGUGAAAGAGGGCAUUGCCAUUUUCCUGCUGAGACCCUCCGAUCUGCAGUCCAUCCUGUCAGAUGCCUGGUUUCAUUUUGUCUUUUUUGUCCAAGCUGUGCUUGUGAUACUGUCUGUCUUCUUGUACUUGUUUGCCUACAAAGUAUACCUCGCCUGCCUCGUGCUGGCCAUGGCCCUGGGCUGGGCGAAUAUGCUGUACUACACGAGAGGCUUCCAGUCCAUGGGCAUGUACAGCGUCAUGAUCCAGAAGGUCAUUUUGCACGAUGUUCUGAAGUUCUUGUUUGUUUACAUCCUGUUCUUACUUGGAUUUGGAGUGGCGCUGGCCUCGCUGAUUGAGAAGUGCGCCAAAGACAAAAAGGACUGCAGCUCCUACGGUAGCUUCAGCGAUGCGGUGCUGGAGCUCUUCAAGCUCACCAUAGGCCUGGGCGACCUGAACAUCCAGCAGAACUCCACCUACCCCAUCCUCUUUCUCUUCCUACUCAUCACCUACGUCAUCCUCACCUUCGUCCUCCUCCUCAACAUGCUCAUCGCCCUGAUGGGGGAGACGGUGGAAAAUGUCUCCAAAGAGAGUGAGCGGAUCUGGCGCUUGCAGAGAGCCAGGACCAUCUUGGAGUUUGAGAAAAUGUUACCAGAAUGGCUGAGAAGCAGAUUCCGCAUGGGAGAGCUGUGCAAAGUAGCAGACGAGGACUUCCGGCUGUGUCUGCGGAUUAACGAGGUGAAGUGGACCGAAUGGAAAACACACGUGUCCUUCCUUAAUGAAGAUCCAGGGCCCCUAAGACGGACAGCAGAUUUGAACAAAAUUCAAGAUUCUUCCAGGUGCAAUAGUAAAACCACCCUCUAUGCAUUUGAUGAACUAGAUGAAUUUCCAGAAACAUCGGUGUAGAAGAAUGGCUUAGAGCUGGUAUGAACACCGUGGUCUGAUGCUGAGGUGCUGUGCAGAAUGCUGAAUUAGAAGCAAAAUGCUCCUCGCACUGAUUGGUGGCUGCUGAGGGGCAGGAUUUGAAAGGAAAGCACCUUGGGUUUUGUGACUUGAGGGAGGUGAGUACAAACUUGUGACCAGCAGCCCUGAGUCUGGAAGUCUCCUGAAGUCUAGGGUGAGGCACCUGCAGGUCGGCUUGGCUCCAAGACACAUGUGUUGGGGAAGGAAGGAAAUGAGGUCUGAGGAGUGGACCUUCCCUCCUGCUAUGGCCCUAUUUUUGGAGCCAGCUGCAGCUCACAGAUUCCUCCUUUACCUCCCCAACUAUGACUACAUCUCCUGAAUUUGAUCCUGUCCCAGAAUGUGCAGAGGGCCUGAGCUAAGCCAGAUCUUCUGGGGAAGAAGGGGAGUGAGCUAUGGAAAUGCCCUUCCAGAGCCUCCAGCAAACAGGAAACUGGACUCCAUCCUUGGAAUGAAAUCCAAGGCUAAAACUGUCUCCAACCGAGAGACAUUUUUUAAGUGAAUUGGCACAAGGUUUUUAUUUUUAGUUCAGAAAAGCCAUUUCAGUUUUGAAUGAAAAUUACUUCAGAUGAAGUAAGCCACUUUAAAAGCUGAGAACUAGAUUUUAGGCUUUUGGACUAGAUGUAAGUAUUAUAUACUAGGUCUCAGGUAGCCAGAGUCAGGACAAUAAGCUUUUCUUCACUUACAUGAAGCCUGAGGGAGACACGCUGUGAUCUGGGGGAAGGGUUUGGGCCUGUCCUCUUUCAGUCUCACCCAGUGCUGGCCUCACUUCAUCUGAGACAGAAAGAGCAGUGAUCUGUUUACAGGGUCUUAAAACUCGGAGGUGAUGAGCACACGCACUGUUUCACAUUGGGGGAAUUCAGCAAGAUACCUGGAAUGCACUGCUAGCAUACAUUUUUGUUAACUGUGAAUUUUGCAUCUGUAGCAGAAGCCUUCUGAAGAAAGAAGGUCUGCCAGACUUGGGGCUUAUUUUCAUAUCCUCAGCCUCAGAUUUUUCAGCUCCUUGAAAUUUCAGAGUCAGUUUGGGGAUAGGAGAAUUCUUCCAGUGACUAGAAAUGCAAUAACCUCCCUCCCCACUCUUCUGUUAUUUACUAAAAGGAUUCACAUGGAAAGGUGUGAGAUGGAAUUAUAGAUCAUUACAAAGAUUUUUUUAAAAAAAAUGUUAAAUGGAUCAGAAACAAGUUGGGUCUUUAGAAAACUUGGCAUUUGGUGAGCUAAUCUGACUGGAGACCAGGUAAUGCAGUCCAUUCUGACAGUCUUCUCCAUUCUGGAAGGUUCUGUGUGCCAGCUGGGCAGGUGGAAAGUUGGCCAUUCCAUCCUGCAUGGCCAGGUGGAGCACUGGAGACUGCCCAGACUGCCCAGUUUGUAGCAGCCACUGUCUGCUCGACCUAUUGGGGUCUCUAGUGUUCAAAGAUCACACUCAGGCAGGGAAGAUGAUAAUGCAUGCUUGUGUCUUUGGAAAAGAGAAUGUUUGAGGGGACAUCAUGGGCCGAAAGAGCAGACACGUUCCCAAUGGGCAGAAAUGGUGACGGAAAUAGAUUAAGGUUGUGGUUCCGUUCGGGAAAUGGCUGCCUCAGCUUUUGGAGGUAUUCAAGAAAUGAAUACUUACGGGGGAAGAUGUUGACGAAAGCAAUCAGGUGAUUUUAAGGUUCCUAGACAUUCUACAAACCAGUAUUAUACAUCUGGAGUCCCUCUGAGUUAUCUUGAGCAGAUGUCCUUGUUUGAAGUGUAACCACUGGCUCUAGGGAGCUAGGACUCCAGCUUUGCUUUGACUUGAAGUUGGUAGAUGAAACCACUUAGCUCUGCAUUUCCCACUUGGAUGGAAGGUGAGGGAAUUUGGAAGAUAGAAACAAUGAGCCAGACCUUCGUCUUCUUAUGUGUUGUAGAGAUCUGCUUUCUGUGGAUCCAGAUGGAAUUUGUUGACAAAACCAUUUCUGAACUGGAUAUUCAUCUAAAUGUGGGAUUCCCCAAAGGCUUUUAGCCCAGAGGGUCAAGCUAAAGGGUUCACCAAACCAAGGAAGGGAAGCUUGACAAAAAGUGUCACUGCUCAAAAGGAUCAAAAUCCCUCAUCAUAUGCCUGGACACUCAGGCUCGGGAAUGAACCCAGACUUGUUCAGAGUCAUGUCAGAGCAGGUGGGGCUAGGAUGUCCUCAUAUCUGGGCCACAGGUAUCCUUCUGCACAGCUUUUAUCAUUGGGUCUUUUUGUAGUUGGCACAUUCAGGGGAUAGUCUUUUUCCCCUCACAUGACUUGGAAGUUAACAUUGUCCUUACAACCCCAAUGACAAAUACAUGUCAAAUGUGCCUAAAGCCACACAAUAACAACACAAUAACAACAAAAACAACACACACCACUGACUCCAUGGGCCUAUCAGGACGUCUUAAAACUCCAUGAUUUACAUUUCAGUAAUGUAGGGGGAAGAGGUUUUCCAGGGAUGGGAUCGAGCAUACCCAGACAGUAGUGGCAAACCCUGUUUUGACUGAACAUUUCCCCAGGAAGAGAUCUGUAUUCUAGACAUUAGGUCAUGUGUCUGGAAUGACACAGGUGCUUACCUUCCUUCCCAGUGUCGGGGGAAGGAGUAAUAAAUGGUACUGUGAAGUCAUUGAACUCUUAGGCACCUGCCCAAGAGAGUACAGUAUUAUUGAGGUUCCUUUCCUUUCUCAGGGCCUGGUGACUGUCUCCUUUGGCUCUGGGUGAGGCUCAGGGAGACAGGCCCUCACCAGAGUCUGUAAGCCAUACUUGACUUCUGCAUUGACUUAGAUGUUUUUAAAUCUUAUUUUAUAGUUACUGUGACCUUAGUUCCAGAUACAGAAUUAUCAUCUUGUUCUCACUGGAUGUGCCUGAUUCUUGUAAAAAUUAAUUUAUAGACUGUUCUUAGUGUUGUAUGUGUGAAACUACAUGUUCAAGAAAUCAUAAAAAGGAAGACUGCUUUGGUCUCAUUGAGGAAAUUGUUUUGAUUUCUAAUAAAUAUUUAUUUUGUCAUGCCAUGGCCA
Onychomys torridus (southern grasshopper mouse) is the source of this 5426-nucleotide messenger RNA. It is a transcript of the gene Trpv3, whose product is annotated as transient receptor potential cation channel subfamily V member 3. Gene Ontology annotation, cellular component: membrane. Gene Ontology annotation, biological process: calcium ion import across plasma membrane. The record is from RefSeq and is a predicted model, not a curated record. The coding region runs from base 6 to 2381 and encodes 791 amino acids. The transcript is spliced from 17 exons. NCBI's taxonomy places the organism in Eukaryota, Metazoa, Chordata, Mammalia, Rodentia, Cricetidae. Gene Ontology annotation, molecular function: protein binding; calcium channel activity.